AGGCACACAGUAGCACCCAGGACGGGGUGCCAGUCCAUCGCAGAAACCGGCGCACCGGAGAGAACAUGCAAACUCCCCUCAGAAAGGACCCGGACCGCCCAACCUGGGGAUCGAACCCGGGACCUUCUUGCUGUGAGGCGACAGUGCUACCCACUUAGCCACCGUGUAACUGUUGGGCCCUUGAGCAAGGCCCUUAACCCUCUCUGCUCCAGGGGCACGGUACAAUGGCUGACCCCUGUGCUGUGACCACAGCUUCCAAAAAAAACAAAAACAAAGACAAAUAAAGGCAUUCUAGUGUGUCGUACUAUGUUGAGUGUAUCAGGUGCAGUAGUGUUGUUGGGAUCGCGCAUAGGAUUAGUCAUAUGAGAGUCAUAAAAUAAGAUAUAGUUUAUAUAUUCGAUUUUUUGUGGCGCUUAGGUGGCUCAGCAUUAAACAGUGCAGGGUUCCAGGAUUCACCAGCAGCCACCCACCCGCUAACAGCAGUCGCCUCAUAUCAGAAGGGACAGACGACUCUAGGAAAGCGAUUCAGGACACUAAGCACCCUUGUUCCUCUUUGAGGCUGCUCAACAGCUCUUGAGUAAUUUAGGGGAAGUGGAGGCGGAGGAAGAAGGGAGCCGUAGAAUCCCGACAACAAGAUUUCGUGACUAAGGCCUUUCCCGUGAGUCUCUCUCUCUCUCUCUCUCUCUCUCUGUCUGUCUUUCUCUCCUUCUCGUGGUGCCGUCAUUGGUCAUGAGUGGACUAGAUGUCCUUCCCAGUCUCAGCGCUGUCAAAGCAUGCCGGUUUAAAACGAACCCUCAUUCUGACGUGGGUUCAGACAGCAUGCUGGAUUGAGAAGUUCACUCUGGUAGAGAAUGAGAAUUGAUACAGAACUGGUGGCUGCAGUGGUGGCGGAAUGUAGAUAAUAUUUAAGUGCUUUUUUAAUUCGUAUUGUUUUUUUAUAAUCGUGAAAUCUGGAAUUCGGUACCAAUCGGUUUGUUGACAUCUGAUAUUAAGGGACAGUCGGGAGCUGAAGUAUACAGUUACCACCUAAUCUUUCGGGCUGGACUGUGCGGCAGCCGCUCGGCCCCCGCGUCCCCCGGCCAUGGCGUCCCGCAUCGGCCUGCGCCUGCAGCUCAUGCGCGACCAGAUGCAGCAGGAGGAGCAGCGGGAACGUCAGCGUCACCAGCACCACAUGCAGCAGCGUCCGCCCCGGCCACCCGCGCCCGCCAUCGACGCCCCCGUACACUUCCAGGCACCGAUGGAGGUGCCCGUCGAGGUGCUGAAGGUACAGACCCACCUGGAGAACCCCACCGACUACCACAUCCGUCAGUCUCAGAAGCAGCAGGUGAAGGAAUACCUCUCCAGCACCUUUGGCGCCAAGCAGGCCGUCCACGCCAUGACCGGGCUGGUCCACCCCUCUCCACCCGGCAUGGCACCGUGCCACACAUCUGGCACUGUGCCACCCUUGCCCUCGCCCUGCGCAACACAGCUGGUCAAAUCUGCAGGCAACAGUGCCCCCAACAGUCCCAUGGCCAUGCUCAACAUCAGCUGCAACCAGGAGAAAGAGAUGGAGGACGUCAUCGAUGACAUCAUCAGCAUGCAGUCCAGCUACGAUGACAUCCAGAAUUACGUCGACCCCAUAGUGCAAAUGCCAAACACACUUCCUCUAUCCAGCAGCCAUCUGGACGUGUACACCGGGCCUGGCAUGGCGGGACCCGCCAUUGCCAUGACUAGCAACUCCUGCCCUGCCAACCUAGCUCUCAAGAGAGAAAUGUCAGAAGCCCGUGCACUGGCCAAGGAGAGGCAGAAGAAAGACAACCACAAUUUGAUCGAAAGGAGAAGGAGGUUUAAUAUCAACGACCGCAUCAAGGAGCUGGGCACCAUGAUUCCCAAAACCAAUGACCUGGACGUACGCUGGAACAAGGGCACCAUCCUGCGGGCCUCGGUGGAGUACAUCAAACGCAUGCAGAAGGACAUCCAUAGAACCAGGGAGGUGGAGAACAACUUCAAGAGGAUGGAAAUGGCCAACAAGCAGCUGUGGCUGCGCAUCCAGGAGCUGGAGAUGCAGGCGCGCAUGCACGGCCUCCCCAGCACCUCCCCGUCCGGCCUGAACAACCUCGAGCUGCCCAACCCCUACGUGAAGCAGGAGAGCAGCCCCGAGGAGAACCACCACCAGCAAGCCCCGACUCACAUGCCUCCUCAGAUGCACCCCCAGCCCUCGCAGCUCCACCCCCACGCUCAGCAGCUCCACCCCCCGGCUCAUCAGCUCCACCCCCAGCCGCCGCUGCAGUACUCGAACGUGGGCAGCACCCAGCCCUUCGACUUCUGCCCCACGCUGGACUUGUGCAACGGCGGCAUGUCGGCAUACGGAGACGCCAUGGCCUGCCUGGGGGACCUGGGCACUCUGGGCGGCGUCGGCGUCGGCACCAUGGCGCACGCGGGCAAGAAGAGCGACAUGGGCUGGAUCGACGAGGCGCUGUCGCCGCUGGGCGUGGACCCGCUGCUAUCGGCCAUGUCGCCCGAGGCGUCUAUGGACAGCAGCCGCCGGAGCAGCUUUAGCAUAGAUGAUACGGAUGUACUGUGAAGUUCUGCUCCAGAUGCAAACGCCAACUCACACACACACACACACACAUAUUUGGGUAAAAAUAUGGGCAGUGGCACUCGUAACUUCCCUCAACACACCCAGAUUAGUUCCUACAUGUACACAUGUGCAUGCCCAAGCACAUGCUGACCCUUUUCAUUUGGAAAUCACUUCUAUCAGGUACACACACACACACACACACACAGAGUGAAGACAGUGCCAGUAUUGCCUUAUAAAUCCAAAGAUAUAAAAAACCAGAGCCAACACCCUCAUCCCUGCCUUCAUUUGAAUUCAGUGCCAUUACGUCUUUGCGUUAGCAUUAAGCUAAUAAAAGGGUGGGAGUAAUGUAAAGAAAUACAUACAAGUAGUAUAGCGUUCAACAUUAGCACCCAAAGGCAGCUUUUCCUCAGGCGUUUAUUUUUUCUUCUCAUAAAAAAAGCAGGGUGAUCAUCUAAAAGGUGAAUUUGUAACGUUUAGCACGCUCACGGUUUCUCUAGAUACGUUUAUUUUUGAUACCACGUGUCAAAACCCUAAGCAGUGCCUCAGGUUCUCCAGUUUGCACCUGAAACGUCUACACAAGAGACAGUCGUGGCCAAAUUCUUCGAAGCUCCAAGGUCAAAAGUGUCAAGGGUCAAGGCCCUAACCCUUCUAGACGUCCCCUAAACUGAGAAAUUCGCGUCUGUUGCUUUGUUCACAUCCAUGCUGUCUGUUUUACUUUAAAUAAAUGAGCAUAAAAAUCCCGAAAGAGUUCAAUGUUUGAUCAUGCUUUGCUAUCAGAGUAGAAUGAUCAACCACACAGCAGCAUAAAAUCAUAACCGCUGCUUACCUGAGCUUCUCUUCUUCAAAUUGAGGCCAUAUCUACAGUAUAUCCGUGUGUUGUUCCAUUAGUGACUUGAUUUUCUUCCUGUUGGUAAUGGAAUAUAACAUAACACUAAAACCACCUCCUUGUUUCUACACUCACUGUCCAUUUUAUCAGCUCCACUUACCAUAUAGGAGCACUUUGUAGUUCUACAAUUACUGACUGUUUCUCUACAUGCUUUGUUAGCCUCCUUUCACCCUGUUCUUCAAUGGUCAGGACCCCCACAGGUGGUGUUUUAGUGUGUGUUGUGCUGGUAUGAGUGGAUCAGACACUGUCUCACUGUCACUGCUGGACUGAGAAUAGUCCACCAACCAAAACUAACCAGCCAACAGCAUCCCGUGGGCAGCGUCCUGUUGGUCUAGAAGAUGACCAACUCAAACAGCAGCAAUAGAUGAGCGAUCAUGUCUGUCUAAUAGAGUGGACAGUGAGUGGACACGAUAUUUGAAAACUCCAGGAGCGCUGCUGUCUGAUCCACUCAUACCAGCACAACACACACUAACACACCACCACCAUGUCAGUCUCACUGCAGUGAAAAAAAAAAAAAGCAUGUAGAGGAACAGAUGGACUACAGUCAGUAAUUGUAGAACUACAAAGUGCUUCUAUAUGGUAAGUGUCACUAUCUCUAAAACAGCUCAGGGUUUUAUUUCCAGUUAUUCAGAGAAUUCAUUAACAUUAGGGACACUAUCUUACUGGUUAUUUAAUAAAUGGAUCAGAUCACUUCUAACCAGUAACUGCUAACCUAUCAAACCUCAACAGGGUGAAUUUUAUCAAGUACUCAAGGGUUGGCCAAGGGUUUUUACUUUUAAGAUACUUUGGAGCAGAAUGUGUGCCAGACUUUUUAAAUAUAGUAUUAAAUGACUGUAUUUCUAGGUUGCCAGUUACUCUGGUUUAAGUAGAAAUAAGAUAUAGAUAUACACAGCUGUACAGUACAAUGAAAUUCUUUCUUCACAUAUCCCAGCUUGUUUGGAAGUUGGGGUCAGAGCGCAGGGUCAGCCAUCGUACGGCACCCCUGGCAGACAGGGUUAAGGGCCUUGCUCAAGGACCCAACAGUGGCUGCAUAUCAGAGCCUGGAUUUGAACCGCCAAUCUUCCGGUUGAUAGCCCAAAGCUCUACCCACUAGGCUACCACUGUCCCACACAAGGCAACCUAAUCCAAAGCUCCAAAAUCCAAACCCAAAGCUCUACCCACUAGGCUACCACUGUCCCACACACGUCAACCAAAUCCAAAGCUCUACCCACUAGGCUACCACUGCCCCACACAAGGCAACCAAAUCCAAACCCAAAGCUCUACCCACUAGGCUACCACUGUCCCACACAAGGCAACCGAAUCCAAAGCUCUACCCACUAGGCUACCACUGCCCCACACAAGGAAACAAAAUCCGAACCCAAAGCUCUACCCACUAGGCUACCACUGUCCCACACAAGGCAACCGAAUCCAAAGCUCUACUUACUAGGCUACCACUGCCCCACACAAGGCAACAAAAUCCGAACCCAAAGCUCUACCCACUAGGCUACCACUGCCCCACACAAGGCAACAAAAUCCAAACUCAAAGCUCUACCCACUAGGCUACCACUGUCCCACACAAGGCAAUCGAAUCCAAACCCAAAGCUCUACCCACUAGGCUACCACUGUCCCACACACGUCAACCGAAUCCAAACCUAAAGCUCUACCCACUAGGCUACCACUGUCCCACACAAGGCAACCAAAUCCAAACCCAAAGCUCUACCCACUAGGCUACCACUGUCCCACACACGUCAACCAAAUCCAAAGCUCUACCCACUAGGCUACCACUGUCCCACACACGUCAACCAAACCCAAAGCUCUACCCACUAGGCUACCACUGUCCCACACACGUCAACCAAACCCAAAGCUCUACCCACUAGGCUACCACUGUCCCACACACGUCAACCAAACCCAAAGCUCUACCCACUAGGCUACCACUGUCCCACACACGUCAACCAAACCCAAAGCUCUACCCACUAGGCUACCACUGUCCCACACACGUCAACCGAAUCCAAACCUAAAGCGCUACCUACCCACUAGGCUACCACUGUCCCACACACGUCAACCAAAUCCUUGUAAAAAGUAGGUUACUAAUUCAGUUCUUUUUAGUACCCGCUUGCUUCUUAUGUGGGUCAUGCACCUGGAAUAAUCAGGCAUAAAGCAUCCAGGAAUACACACUGGGCAGGGCACCACACUAUUACCUGUUCAUUUACAGUGAGGAAAACCAUAGUAGCCUACACAAACCCACACAGACAUUAGCAGACCUAAUAAUGACAGUAGUUAGGGCAAGACGUGCAGGUCACUAACCGACAGAACCGAGACAAUGAUUAGCUUCUGAUUACCCAGAAAUGAUACGCAGCACGUGGAUCACAGCUUUAAGAUCUGCCAUCUGAAAUUGUGGAAAUCACAGGGAUUUACAGCCCAUAAAAAACAGGCAAUAUAAACUAUAUCACCACUAUAUAACCAAAAGUAUGCUGGGCAUAAUAGUAUACCGUAUAAUUACUGAGCUCAGGUGUCGCAGCCACACCCAUUGCUACCAGGUGUAUAAAUGAACAAAUCGAGACGUGGUUUGACAUGUUUGGCCCACACAAAGGCCUGACCUUCACCUAGUGCAUAUAAGUAACAAUGAUACACCGAUGAGCCAUAACAUUAAAACCAUCAGCUCUACUUACCAUAUAGGAGCACUUUGUAGUUCUACAAUUACUGACUGUAGUCCAUCUGUUUCUCUACAUACUGUUUUAACCUGCUUUCACCCUGUUCUUCAAUGGUCAGGACCACCACAGUGCAGGUAUUAUUUAGGUAGUGGAUCAUUCUCGGCACUGCAGUGACACUGACAUGGUGGUGGUGUGUUAGUGUGUGUUGUGCUGGUAUGAGUAGAUCAGACACAGCAGCACCCACUCACUGUCCACUCUAUUAGACACUCAUUCAAAGUUGGUCCACCUUGUAGAUGUAAAGUCAGAGACGAUCGUUCAUCUAUUGCUGCUGUUUGAGUCGGUCAUCUUCUAGACCUUCAUCAGUGGUCACGGGGCGCUGUUGGCUGGAUGUUUUUGGUUGGUGGACUAUUCUCAGUCCAGCAGGGACAGUGAGGUGUUUAAAAACUCCAUCAGCAUUGAUGCUGUGUCUUAUCCACUCAUACCAGCACAACACACCCAAAUAAUACCUGCUCUGUAGUGGUCCUGUGGGGGUCCUGACCAUUAAAGAACAGCAUGAAAGGGGGCUAACAAAGUAUGCAGAGAAACAGAUGGACCACAGUAGGUGCUUUUAUAUGGUAAGUGGAGCCGAUAAAAUGGACAGUGUAGAAACAAGGAGGUGGUUUUAAUGUUAUGAGCAGAACAAUAGGGCGUAACCACUCACUGAUACAACAACGUCAUGGAUGAAACCCUGACUGAAGAAAAGUUAGAAAUGUGUAUAAAAUAAAAUAAUUGAUUGUUUUUCUUUCCCGAAGCACUGAAGAAACUGAUUUAAUGACUUGAUAAUAGAUGAUUUAUUUAGACAUUUGAUGUCACUAAGCCACUUAAGCGUUGUGUUUGUACAUGUUCAUUUUAUUUGAUUUGAUCUUCCACAAAUGACUUUUGCUUUCUCUGUGCUGAGCCAUUUAAAUAUGAGAAUAUUUAAACCGCCAGUGGAGACUCUAGCCAGCGGAGAGCCAUAAUAUAUAUACAUAUAUAUAUUUUUUUCUUUUUUUCUGUGUAAAAAUAUAAGAAUAUUAAAGUAUAAAACAUGUAUCAUAUUGUUUUUAUAUUGAUUUGAUUUUAUAACAUAGUUCUUCAUAGGAAAAGUAAUGAAUUCUUAUUCUGAUUCUUUCUGAUUAUUUCUCUGGUUUGAAAUUAAAGCUUCGUCUAUGUGAACGUGACCUGUUGUACAGUUCAAGCGUACCUUCGUUCUCGUCAAGUAAACCGUUCCAGACUGCCGUUUUGAUCGUCUAUGCAAAUAUCGGACUCGGUAAACCGUGCCACCCUUCUUUUUAAUAUUAUGGUGAUGAAGUUGCUCUAAUUUUGCUUAGCCGGGAAUGAGAAGGUUUGCCCUGAAUAAAGGAAAACUGUUCACACUCCAGAAUGUGAUUGAAAUCUGCUUUCCACUCCCCGUCCCUGUCUCUCUUUUUUUUUUUGAAAGUUAAUGUUAAUAAACGUAUUUAAGUUGAUGGUACAA
Molecule: messenger RNA, 7571 nt
Organism: Trichomycterus rosablanca
Lineage: Eukaryota; Metazoa; Chordata; Actinopteri; Siluriformes; Trichomycteridae
Gene: tfeb
Product: transcription factor EB
Exons: 9
Coding region: 1082-2563 (493 amino acids)
Biological process (GO): regulation of transcription by RNA polymerase II; humoral immune response; positive regulation of DNA-templated transcription
Cellular component (GO): nucleus
Molecular function (GO): RNA polymerase II cis-regulatory region sequence-specific DNA binding; DNA-binding transcription factor activity, RNA polymerase II-specific; protein dimerization activity
Source: RefSeq, a predicted model, not a curated record